Messenger RNA from Varanus komodoensis (Komodo dragon), 1554 nucleotides. RefSeq names its product SHC adaptor protein 2 (gene SHC2). The transcript has 12 exons. Gene Ontology annotation, molecular function: receptor tyrosine kinase binding. The record is from RefSeq and is a predicted model, not a curated record. NCBI's taxonomy places the organism in Eukaryota, Metazoa, Chordata, Lepidosauria, Squamata, Varanidae. Gene Ontology annotation, cellular component: plasma membrane. The coding region runs from base 229 to 1554 and encodes 441 amino acids. Gene Ontology annotation, biological process: cell surface receptor protein tyrosine kinase signaling pathway; intracellular signal transduction.
GUGCUCAGCGCCUGCGAGCCGGUCUGCAGCACACCUUGCAGCCUGCAGGUGAUCAGCAGGCUGCGGGGGGGGGCGGGGGGCGGGAGGAAGGCGGCCCGGGCCGAGGGCGCCAGGCCGGCUGGGGAGGACUGGAGCCGCAAAGGGGGCUUCAUCAGCAAGCCGGUGCAGGGCUGGCUGCAUCCCGACGAGAGGGUCCUCGGCCCGGGCGUCUCGUACAUCGUGCGGUACAUGGGUUGCAUUGAGAUCCUACGGUCGAUGAGGUCUCUGGACUUCAACACUCGCACGCAGGUCACCAGGGAAGCCAUCAACCGACUCUACGAGGCAGUCCCGGGCGUCAAGGGGACAUGGAAGAAGAAGGCUCCCAACAAAACGCUCUUCUCGAUCCUUGGCAAGAGCAACCUCCACUUUUCCGGCAUCAGCAUUGCGGUCAACAUCUCCAUUGAUGGGCUGAAUCUUAUGAUCCCGACCACACGGCAGAUCAUCGCGAAUCACCACAUGCAAUCCAUCUCCUUUGCUUCGGGGGGCGACACGGACACAAUGGACUACGUGGCCUAUGUGGCCAAGGAUCCCAUCAACCAGCGAGCUUGCCACAUCCUGGAGUGCUGUGACGGGCUGGCCCAGAGCGUCAUCCGCACCGUGGGCCAGGCCUUCGAGCUGCGCUUCAAGCAAUACCUCCACAGCCCCCCCAAAGCCCCAGCACCGCAGGAGAGGGCAAUGGGUAUGGAAGAUUCCGCUUGGGGGGAAGACGAGGAGGCCUCUCAGCAUGAUUACUACAACAGCAUCCCUGGAAAGGAGCCCCCCCUCGGCGGGCUGGUGGACUCCCGCCUGCAGCGAAGCACCUCCCUUGGACACGCCCCGUUCUCCUACGCAAGCCCCUUCUGCCAGGUCGGAUCUCCUGCCAGAAGAGACCCCUGUAGUCACAGCAACAUGAGCUGGGAUUCCAACCCUCACGGUGAGAGCUGCGAUGGAUACGUCCAGGCCGAUGGGAAGCCUUUGGGCUCGCAGGACUAUGAGGAGCAUCUCUACGUGAACACGCAGAACCUGGACAGGUGGGAGAUAGAUGCCGCAGGGUACCAGACGCCUGAGGACAGUCCUCCGAAGGACCUUUUUGAUAUGAGGCCUUUUGAAGAUGCUUUAAAACUGCAUGAAUCUAUGUCGGCCUGUGGCGUGGAUGCAGGCCCACAGAUAGAGGACCAGUGGCCCAGCCCACCCACCCGGAAGGCCCCGAUCGCCCCCACGGAGGAGCAGCUGAAGCAGGAGCCCUGGUACCAUGGCAAGAUGAGCCGGAGGGACGCCGAGAGGCUGCUGCAGGCGGAUGGGGACUUCCUGGUGAGGGACAGCGUCACCAACCCUGGGCAGUAUGUCCUGACGGGGAUGCACGGCGGGCAGCCCAAGCACCUGCUCCUGGUGGACCCGGAGGGCGUGGUGAGAACGAAGGACGCCUUGUUCGAGAGCAUCAGCCACCUGAUCAACUACCACGUGCAGAAUGAGCAGCCGAUCGUGGCCGCUGAGAGCGAGCUGCAGCUGCGGCAGGUGGCCUCUUGGAAGCAGUGA